UUCCGUUUGCCGCGCGCUUUCGUUGAGUUUAGUCGUGUCGUGACCCCUGUGAAGUCCUGUGUAUCACAGCUGUGUAUGCUUCCUAGCUGUUUUUUUUUCAAAGAUCAGUAUUAACGGAAUAUAAAAAUCGUCAAAAUGGAAUUACUUCCAUAUAAAGCGGAUUAUGCUAAAUCAGGACGUGCAUCAUGUAAAUAUUGUGGAUUGAAGAUACCUGAGGGAUCCUUACGUAUAGGUCGUCAGGAGAAGAUGCCAGGUGCAGAUAAAUAUUGGACAAAAUGGUAUCAUGUGAGCUGCAUCUUUAAAGAUAAUAUCUUUGGUGACUACCACCCACCUACUACCAAUGCUGAAAUCAGUAAUUUCAUGCAACUCAAUGUGCAAGAUCAGGAGUAUAUUAAUUGCAUAAUUGAAGAGUCAUCUCAUCAUAUGGAUUUGUCAGGAAAAAGCACCAAAGCUGAAAUAGAGCAGGGAACCAAGAGACUUUCUCAAAAAGAUUAUACUAUAACUGCUACGGAAGAACCAUCACCAAAGAAAUUUAAAGACGAGUCUUACAAUGAAGAACAGACAAUUUAUGAACAAAAUGGGGUACUUAGCAAAUACCGUGAUGAACUAAGUCAACUGGAGAAAGUAAUUUUGCGUGACAUACUUAAGAGAAAUGGUCAAAACGUAUCUAAAAGCGAGAUGUUAGACCACCUAGCAGAUUGUUUGGCAUUCGGCGCAUUUGAACUAUGCCCAGAAUGCAAAGGGCAACUUGUGUUUGGCGAUUAUGUUUAUAAAUGCAAAGGUGACUACGAUGAAUGGUCAAAAUGUCCUUACAAAACCAAAAUCCCUAAGAGGAGACCAAUGAUAGUGCCAAGUGAAUAUGAACACUAUCCUAUAUUCACUAACUACAAGCCUUGUGUGGACACCCGUGUAUUACUAACUGCACCAGAAGUCUUAAGCAUUAAGGAAGAAAUCCAUCCACUGAAGGAUUUACAAUUCUUUUUGUUCGGAAACUUGAAGACGCCUAAAGAGACGUUAGAAGAUCGCAUCUCAAAGAUGGGUGGGCAUAUUGUCAGCACGCUAACUAAUACGGUGGCAGCUGUCGUCUCCACGAAAGAGGCAGUCGAAGAAAUGUCUGAUGACAUGAAGGAAGUACGGCUGCAAGAUAUUGAGGUUAUCGAUGAAUCGUUUUUUGAUCUUAUUGAUCCAAAGACAGGAACUGUCUCUGAAACACUUCAAUCAAUUAAGCAGAAUAAAAUUGCCCCCUGGGGAUCUGACCCUGUGACGCGUGUACUGCCAGAGCCAGAUAUUAAUGGCGAAAAUUCAUCGCAAGUUGCCAAAGUAAGGCUACAAGGGGGUUCAGUCGUGGAUCCUGACUUUGAGCUGGCUGGUUUCGCUCAAAUUUAUAAAGACGAAGACGACACUGCGUAUACUGUGGUCUUGGCUAAGACAGAUGUGGUAGCGGGGCAAAACUCCUUCUAUAAAUUGCAGAUACUGGAGCGCAAUACAGAAAAUAGAGAACAGGAAAAAGAGUAUUACCUGUAUCGUGCGUGGGGCAGGAUUGGAACGGAUCAAAAAGAAACGAAGUACGAUUCCAAGCCUAUAGAUGUUGCUUUAAUGGAGUUUAAAGAAAUAUUCAAGAAGAAAACUAAAAACCUGUGGGAUGAGCGCAAGAAAUUCAAGAAGCAUCCAAACUUCUACUGCGUUGUUAAAACUGACCAUAAAACCGAAAAAAUUGAUGGUAUCAUUCCCACACAAGAUGAAAUUUCUUCUCUGCCCGAGCCAGUUCAGCAACUGGUACUGAUGAUAUUUGAUAUAAAUACUAUGAAAAAUGUCUGCCUGGAGUAUGAGCUUGACUUAGAAAAAAUGCCACUAGGAAAACUGUCAAAGGACCAAAUAAAAUCGGGAUAUGAAGUACUGUCGAAAUUGAAUGAGUACGUUGAACAAGGAGGGAUUAAUCAGACUAAAGUAUUGGCUGCUACAAACAGAUUCUUCACAUUGAUUCCUCAUAACUGUGGAUCAAAUAACCCACCACUGCUGGAUAAUUUAGAGUUGAUUAAAAAGAAAAUGGAAAUGUUGGACAACUUAUUAGAAAUACAAGUAGCUUACAGUUUGGUACAUACAAAAGAGUCGAGUGAAAGCCAAAUAGACGUACACUACAGAAGGUUAAAUGCUGAUAUUGGUCCAAUCGACCGCGCGUCGCCUGAGUUCGAAAUGAUCGCUACCUACGUGGCUAACACACACGCUAGCACGCAUCAUAUGAAGCUUGAAAUCCAGCACGUGUUUGAAGUGUUCUGUACAGACGAAGAUGAGCGCUACGAGAAGUUCAAGAACCUACACAACCGUCGUCUGCUAUGGCACGGCUCGCGCAUAUUCAACUAUGCGGGCAUCCUUUCACAAGGUUUGCGCAUCGCGCCGCCCGAGGCGCCGGUCACUGGAUGGAUGUUUGGCAAAGGGAUCUACUUCGCCGACAUGGUAACUAAGUCCGCCAACUACUGCCAUCCUGACUCGGCGACACCCAUUGUUCUGCUGAUGCUUUGCGAGGUCGCACUCGGGAACAUGAAGGAGUGUAAUGCUGCCGAAUAUGUGGAUAAGCUUCCGAAAGGCUUCCACUCUGUAUGGGGGCGGGGCCGCAUCGAGCCCGACCCGGCGCAGGCGCGCACGUUGCCUGACACCACAAUGGUCCCGCUGGGACGCCCCAUCCGUCGAGAAAUAACCACUGACUUGCUGUACAACGAGUUCAUAGUGUACGAUGUGGCCCAGGUGAAUAUGAAGUAUCUUGUUCAAGUGAAGGCCCACUUCGAGUGAUGGCCCGACUCGUCUUUUUAAUGCUGUGAUUUUUACGAUAGACUAUAAUUAUUUUUUAUUGAGAUUGCAUAAUGAAGUACUAGGUCAAAAUUUAUUGUAUCCAAUUUAAAAUGCAAUACAAAGUCCUAUUUUGUUAAUUAAUUCCCGUCAAUAGUUUAUCCUGUUGAAUAAAGUUAAGUAACAAAAUAGACGUACUAUAAGUAGACUGUACCUACUUAGUUAUAAUAUUAUAUUAACCGUUCUAAAAAAUCAUGACUGUAUUUUUAUACUCGUAAUACUAAUAUUGUACUACAUAUUUAUAUUGUUUUUUUUAAUAAAUACUUUAUAAAUUAAGUACGUUUAUUUGCUUUAUACCUGCCUCAGGUUAGCUCUUUUACCCAUGGAG
This is a messenger RNA of Ostrinia nubilalis (European corn borer), 3172 nucleotides long. RefSeq names its product poly [ADP-ribose] polymerase 1-like. The transcript has 19 exons. Gene Ontology annotation, biological process: double-strand break repair; protein poly-ADP-ribosylation. Gene Ontology annotation, cellular component: nucleolus. The record is from RefSeq and is a predicted model, not a curated record. Bases 136 to 2787 code for a protein of 883 amino acids. Gene Ontology annotation, molecular function: DNA binding; NAD+ poly-ADP-ribosyltransferase activity; zinc ion binding. NCBI's taxonomy places the organism in Eukaryota, Metazoa, Arthropoda, Insecta, Lepidoptera, Crambidae.